Messenger RNA from Trematosphaeria pertusa, 3199 nucleotides. RefSeq lists its product as uncharacterized. Gene Ontology annotation, cellular component: nucleus. The transcript has 3 exons. The coding region runs from base 386 to 3199 and encodes 937 amino acids. NCBI's taxonomy places the organism in Eukaryota, Fungi, Ascomycota, Dothideomycetes, Pleosporales, Trematosphaeriaceae. Gene Ontology annotation, biological process: ubiquitin-dependent protein catabolic process; protein ubiquitination; mitotic cell cycle checkpoint signaling. The record is from RefSeq and is a predicted model, not a curated record. Gene Ontology annotation, molecular function: zinc ion binding; ubiquitin-protein transferase activity; protein binding.
UCGCAAGGUAGGCGGAAAAGCGAUCUUGAAAGCGCGCGCGAGGCUGUCGGUCAAGUGACACGCGACCUCGCGUCAUCUCCAGAUGCGUCUUUACGUGCUUCAACGUCCCACGGCACGAACUGCACGAACUGCACCACAGCAUACACUCGCUCUCCCUUGCGGCGCGCAAGUUGCUUCACGGAACGUCCACUCGCUUACGUCAACGGCUGUGAGAGGGGGCGUUUUGGCGUCUUGAUGAGUGAGCUGGCAAUGGUUGGCCUGUUGCGCAGCGCCUCCGCCAAGCGCGAUUCCGAGUUCCGUUGACCGCAUCGCUGGCGCACCUGAACGACUUGACUUCCGCUCGUUUUCUGCCAUCAGGUCGGCCUGAACGGGAUCAUUGCAAGAUAUGGCUGAGGGCGUCGAUUUGGAGAAGGAGUUGACGUGUUCGAUAUGCACCGACCUGCUCUACCAACCGCUCACGCUGCUCGACUGCCUGCACACCUUCUGCGGCGCCUGCCUCAAAGAAUGGUUCGCCUUCCAGGCCUCCACCGCGACAUCCAUCCACCCCUACACCUGCCCGGCAUGUCGCGCAUCCGUGCGCAGCACGCAGCCCAACGCCAUCGUGAACACGCUCCUCGACAGCUUCAUACAGAAGAAUCCGCAGAGGGGGAAGAGCGAUGCGGACAAGAAGGUGGAUAGGGAGAAGUACAAGCCGGGGGAUAAUGUGAUGCCGAAGCUGAGGCGGAGGGCGGAGCCGGGCGAGGACGAGGAGAGGAGAGUGCUAGAGGAGGUGCAGCAGCUGAGUUUGAGGGAGGUAGGGAUUGCGGGUGAGGCUGGGAAUAAUAAUCACCUUGAGCCGCCGAGGGAGCGCAGGAGGAGGGAGCGAAGCCGCGAUCCGAGUAGAGACUCGAGGAGGAGCAGGGAUGAUAGGUCACGGAGUCGGAAUCCGCCUGAGGCUUCGUCGUCUAGGGAUGUUAUUCCCCCGAGGGAACGGCAAAGGGUGGUGGAACAUCAGUCGAGUCUGAGGUCGCUGCUUAGCGCUUCGGAGCUGGAUUCGCAAGAGAUGGAAGAGGAGAUUAUGCGCCAGAUCAUGGAGGAGGGGCUGCUGGAUGGGAUUGAUCUGAACAACAUCGACGUCGCGCAAGAGGACGCAAUCAGCGAGAGGAUAGCGCAGGCGUACAGGAGGCGAGAGGCAGAACGGCAACGGGAGAGAAGAGAAAGGAGAGAGAGGAGAGAACGACUGGCAAGAGAAGGCCAGAUCAGCCCGUCUGGUCACUCUACGCCUCCAGAAAUCCGCAGUCCUCCCGCCCGCGACGACGAACAACCACACAGGAGACCUCAGGGCCGGUCGCCAGCCGAAAACGGAACAUCAACUCCCCGAGAAGAGCGAGCAAGGCCACCGGUUUCUCGGCCUGGCCUCCUUGAAGUCGCGAAUCAGAGCGGUCGGACACGGCAUGCUCGAUCGUCAAGCCAGGGCAGCUCACGAUCAGCAAGGAGUGAGCGGGACCAUCGUCCUGCUCCUCUGGCAAUCACUUCCUCUAGGAGUGCCAAUGUGUCGCGAACUGAACUUGCCGAGAGACCAGCAACGUUGGAAAGCGCUUCUUCAGCACGACGCCGCCAAUCUGAAAAUCAGCGGCCGACUUCACUAGAGGAACGACAGCGGUUUAGGAAUAGCUUGCAAGCGCACUCUGCAUCUAACCCUAACACUCCCCGAAUCGGAGCUUUCAACGCUCCUACGGUGGACAGCCCAACGAGCUCUGCGGCUGUAGUCGCCGCUCCACUGGUCUCUCCUCUCACCACUGCUCCUUCUACAUCACCUCCCACUUCCCGCCGGACCACGGAUCCUACUGGAGUUAGGCAAGCCCGACCUUCAAAUAAUGGCACGCCUCCUAUGACUUCUCCCACAUUCCCUCGUUCUACUACGGAACCCUCUGGAAGCGAACCUCAGUCAAGACCAACAUCAAUAGCCACUGCACCUGCUCCAGUCCAGUACCCAGAGCCUCAAAUUUCAUGUAACGGGUGCGGCAAAGAGCACAUCGAACAUGACCUGCACUACAACUGCUCCCGCUGCGACAAUGGCGAUUACAACCUCUGCCUGCCCUGCUACCGCCGCGGCAAAGGCUGCAAGCAUUGGUACGGCUUUGGCUGGGCAGCAUGGCCCGCAUAUCAGCAAAAAGCACCAGCAGGCGGCUAUCCCCCAAACCACGAGUACCCCCACAUCCUCCGCGGCCACCGCUACAAAAGACCCCGAACACGUCUCUCGGAAUCGACAACACCACCACAUAUCCUCAUGAGCGAAGACGAUCCCGCGAAGCGACUCGAAAUCGGCGUUUUCUGCGAUAUCUGCAAAGCUUAUGCGAAUAGCUGCUACUGGAAAUGCGACUACUGCAACGAAGGCGAAUGGGGCUACUGCAACGACUGCGUCAACCAAGGCCGACACUGCACGCACGCCCUGCUUCCCAUAAGCCACGUUAACAAAGACGCCGCACCCUCUUCCUCCCGGGCGCCAAUCGAGGCCAUCACUUCAACCGUAACAGGGCACCUCUCCCCACCCUACCCCCUCGAUGCCUCACCUCCCACAACACCACCCUUGACGCCUAAAUCCGCCUCUCUAAUCCGCGGCCCCGGCCUCGUCGUCAUCGCGAAUACCACGUUCCGCCCGCUAACCUUCACCACGCGUUGCAAUAUCUGCACAUAUCCCAUCCCGCCCUCUCACACGCGCUAUCACUGUCCGAAGUGCAACGGAGGCGACUACGACAUCUGCACCGGUUGCUACCAGAAACUCGUCGUGAGCGGCCGGAUAAGCAAAGAGGACGGCAUGCACGGCUGGCGCCGCUGCCUGCGCGGCCACCGCAUGAUAGUCGUCGGCUUCGAAGACCGCGACGGCGGCCAACGCCGCAUCGUCGUUCGCGACCUCGUCGGCGGCCUCUCCCUGCGCGACGAGCCUCCCACCACCGCAGAGCACCAGCACCAGCAGCCCGGCUCCCCUCGCUUCCCGCCCGACGGCGGCGUCGGCCUGCGCGUCCAGGCGCGCUGGAGCUACGUCCCCGCCGAGGGCGUCACGGACGAGCUGUCUUUCCCUAAAUUCGCGGACAUCACCGAGGCCGAGGAUAUUAAUGGCGAUUGGUUCUGGGGUGUGUAUGCGGGCGCGAAGGGCCUGUUUCCAGGGAAUUAUGGCAGGGUUGUCGGCGGGAAUGUGGAGAGGGUGGGUGUUAUUUAG